GUUGAUAUUGGAUUUCGUUUCAUUUACUAUUUGGGGGACACAUUUCCUUCAUGUUCAUGUUCCCAAUUCUAUUAAAAAUUCUGGGCCACGUGAGUUUGAUUUUAUUUUACUGUGUUGUAAGUGACUCUGGUUCAAUUCCCAAUUUCUGUGAAGCAUUGGAGCAUGAAGAAGAUAUAAUAUUUGUUUGUUAUCACAAUCUUUGACCCAAUACGAAUUUCCAUUUGUUGCGCAGCUAGCCUGACGGAAAUAAUAAGCUUAUAAAAGUACUAUGUAUGUCUUUUUAUCUUCCCCCAACAAUCAGCAGCAGCUAUACCACCACAUCCAAUUCCCUUUCAGUGUUUGUUUCUUCUUCCCUCUCCAGUCCUUCGAAAACCAAGUUCCUUCCCUCACUUUCUAGGUUUUCUGUCAAGCGUUCUGGCUUAUUUUCCCAAACUCGUCCUAGCAUUGCUGUGAACAAGCCCUCCAUGAACCUAUUGAACAAACUUGGAUUUGGCAGCGCAAGGGCACCAGAGAACUUGGAUUCAUCCAUUCCUCAGGGUCCAGAUGAUGACAUACCAGCAGCAGGCCAGCAGUUUGCCCAGUUUGGUGCUGGCUGUUUUUGGGGUGUUGAGUUGGCCUUCCAAAGAGUGCCUGGGGUGACCAAGACAGAGGUUGGUUACACUCAGGGGCUUGUGCACAAUCCAACCUAUGAAGAUGUCUGUACGGGGACCACAAAUCACUCAGAGGUUGUAAGGGUUCAAUACGAUCCCAAAAAUUGUAGCUAUGAGUCUCUGCUUGAUUUGUUCUGGGCUAGGCAUGAUCCUACUACUCUGAAUAGACAGGGGAAUGAUGUGGGAACUCAGUACAGAUCUGGAAUAUACUACUACACGGAGGAGCAAGAGAAGGCUGCCAGGGAGUCCGUGGAACAACAGCAGAAGCAGCUGAACAGGAAGAUUGUUACCGAGAUUCUUCCUGCCAAGAAGUUCUACAGAGCAGAGGAGUACCACCAACAGUACCUUGAGAAAGGGGGUCGGUUUGGUUUUGGGCAAUCUGCUGCUAAAGGUUGCAAUGAUCCAAUUCGGUGCUAUGGUUAAUUGUAAAAGAGGGAAUCGCCACCAAAGAUCAACGACAACGGUUCUUCAGAUGCUGAAAUUCCAUAGUUUUUGUAACUUCUUUUAGCAAGUAACACAUAUUGUGCAUAUUGAAGGUUGAAGAUGGACAUGGCCAUAAAUUCUGUUGUAGAGCUGUAUAUGUCUAUUAUAUAUGAAAUAAUUUUGCUUUUGAAGUAUUGCA
This is a messenger RNA of Vigna angularis (adzuki bean), 1272 nucleotides long. RefSeq names its product peptide methionine sulfoxide reductase. Gene Ontology annotation, biological process: cellular response to oxidative stress. Lineage: Eukaryota; Viridiplantae; Streptophyta; Magnoliopsida; Fabales; Fabaceae. Gene Ontology annotation, cellular component: cytoplasm. Gene Ontology annotation, molecular function: peptide-methionine (S)-S-oxide reductase activity. The transcript has 3 exons. The record is from RefSeq and is a predicted model, not a curated record. The coding region runs from base 273 to 1073 and encodes 266 amino acids.